This is a messenger RNA of Saccharomyces paradoxus, 1863 nucleotides long. It is a transcript of the gene FRE7, whose product is annotated as putative ferric-chelate reductase. The transcript has a single exon. Gene Ontology annotation, cellular component: plasma membrane. Gene Ontology annotation, molecular function: ferric-chelate reductase activity. Gene Ontology annotation, biological process: intracellular iron ion homeostasis; copper ion import; iron ion transport. The record is from RefSeq and is a predicted model, not a curated record. The coding region runs from base 1 to 1863 and encodes 620 amino acids. NCBI's taxonomy places the organism in Eukaryota, Fungi, Ascomycota, Saccharomycetes, Saccharomycetales, Saccharomycetaceae.
AUGGUUGAAGUAAAAGAUUUGGUUUUAAACAAUGGUGUCCGCUGUAUUGCUGACAUCCACUCCGAACUAUACGCCAAGUUAAAAAAAGAAUCGCAGGCAGCGACACCUUGGAUAUAUCAAAAAGAAUACGGAAAAUUUGUCACUUACUUUAUCGCUGUAAUAAUUUUUUUGUGUUUAAUAAAGAAACUAGCAUUUAUGUAUUAUGAUUCCAGUGAGGAAUUUCUUCCAGAAAAGAAGGACUCACCGAUUACCCCUCCUGAAUUGCUUGCCCGAAUAAUGAAGAGACUUGUCGCAUUCAACAGAUACAUUUGCUAUAGGAAAUUUCCUACGUUGAUCUUUUCUUACUUAGGUAUUCCGACAUCCGUGGGUACAUUUUUAGUAGUAAUGGCUGCCACUUUAUACACGCUUCUAUACUGCUUUGUUCCUCAUCCAUUCUACAGACCCUGUGCAGGAUUUGGUUCGCCGCCUUUGUCUGUUCGUGCAGGUAUAAUGGCAGUAUCUUUGGUUCCGUUUGUAUUUUCACUUUCCGGGAAGGUCAACGUCAUAGGUUGGUUGGUUGGUCUUUCGUAUGAAAAAAUCAAUAUAUACCAUCAAUGGGCAUCCAUUCUUUGUUUAUUCUUUAGCUGGGUUCAUGUAAUUCCCUUCUUACGCCAAGCACGACAUGAAGGAGGAUAUGAAAGAAUGCACCAGCAAUGGAAGGCAUCCGACAUGUGGAGGAGUGGUGUCCCACCCAUCUUAUUUCUGAACUUGCUAUGGUUAUUUUCGCUACCUGUUGCCAGGCGAUAUAUCUAUGAGAUUUUCUUACAAGUCCACUGGAUUUUAGCUGUUGGAUUUUACAUUAGCUUGUUCUAUCACGUUUACCCCGAAUUGAAUUCUCAUAUGUAUCUGGUUGCUACGAUUGUGGUUUGGUUUGCGCAAUUGUUUUACAGACUGGCCGCGAAGGGUUAUUUAAGACCUGGUAGAAGCUUCAUGGCUUCCACCAUUGCAAAUGUCAGUGUAGUCGGUGAAGGAUGCGUGGAAUUAAUCGUCAAAGAUGUGGAAAUGGCCUACUCUCCAGGUCAACAUAUAUUCGUGAGAACGAUUGAUAAAGACGUCAUCUCUAGCCAUCCAUUUUCUAUCUUCCCGAGUGCAAAGUAUCCCGGCGGAGUAAAAAUAUUGAUUAGAGCCCAGAAAGGGUUUACUAAAAGACUAUACGAAAGCCGUGAUGAGAUGAAGAAAAUUCUGAUUGAUGGGCCUUAUGGUGGAAUCGAGAGAAACGUUAGAAGUUUUACCAAUGUUUACUUGAUUUGCUCUGGUUCAGGAAUAUCUACAUGCCUACCUUUCCUGCAAAAAUACGGCCCCAUAUUCCAUAAGACAAACUUGGAAAGUAUUACAUUGGACUGGUUGGUAAGACAUAGGGAGGAUAUAUCAUGGAUUGAAGACGAAAUAUACACACUCUCAAAUGAUUUACGCCAGUUAUUCUUGGAUGGAAGAAUUGUGAUUAGGAUUUACGUCUGCUCCAGCAGUACUGUCCCUGAUACUACUAAAACUCUUUCUCGAAUAGCAGAUACUACCAGUGACCAAUCCGAUUUAGCUAAAAAAGAAAAAGGUACCGAAUUCGGUCAGGAUAAUACUGAGUCAAGUUCAACUUUGGACAAAUCCAAAAACGAAUAUAAAAGUAUCGUCACCAUUAUUUCUUCCAAACCUGAUUUGAAUCAAGUCAUUAAUGGUUACGAAAUUGGGUUCAGGAACUGCUUCAUUUGUUCAGGCUCUGAUAGCCUCAGAUAUAUCGUUGGAAAUUCCGUGGCAAGUUUACAAGCCAAGGUUUUUUCCAGCAAAAAUGUCGAAGAGUGUUAUUUACACAGCGAGAGUUUUGGCUACUAA